AUCCAAAUUCAGUCGCACUCGAGACACUGCACCGUGAUCAUGAUCGUAUUCUUUUCCCGGAUCGUCAGUUACGUCUAAUACGUUCGAAUUUGCGAUCUUCCUUCGUGCAAAUGAUAAUUUUGAAAAUUUUCUUGGAAAAUUACUAACUUUCAUUUCACUUUAAUUACUGUGUCACAUAAAUAUUUUUCCUAAUUUAUUAAAAGGAACAUUAUAGUGAUCGUGUGUGAUCCUCCGGGUGUGAAUAUUAUUAAUGGUGUAUAAAUAAAACUUUACUCCAAUUUCCUUCUGGGAAUUCCUAUUUGUAAGCAAUAGAGGGAAAAAUUUCAAUACAACUGGAUUUAACAUCGUCAAAAGCCAAAAAUAACUCAGCCGAAACUUUAUUAAUUAGUUGUUGGCACAGUAUCACAGCCACCUCCAACGUCAGGAGUAUCUUCGGCGGCAACAAUUAAAAUAUCAGGAACAUCAGUAUCGUCAUCGAUUCUACGAUCCCGAGGAGCAUCUCACAUACGAAGUUAGACAGUAUUCAAAUGAUAAUAAUAUUGGCUGGAAGUACUACGACAAUUUCUAUCCACACUUCGAUGCACCAGUCAUAAUGCAACGCCAAGAAGUUAUAAUAGAGCACAGCCAAUUAGUGAGAGAUGGUGAAAUUCAGGCACCAACUGCCACACGAAUUAAUGGCAAUUUCAUGUACAGAUCUCAUCACUACACUCAGAUUGUAGCCGCUCUGGCAAUCUCUCUGGGUCCAUUGGCUGCAGGCUUGGGCAAAGGUUAUGCUAGUCCUGCCAUCGACAGUCUACAGGAGUUACAAAUCAAACCCCGAGGAAAUUACACAACAUUCUCCGUCAGCGAUCAACAAGCCAGUUGGGUGGCCAGUCUAACACUUCUAGGUGCCCUGUUUGGUGGCUUAUUUGGCGGUCUGGCCAUGCAGUACGGCCGCAAGAGAAUUCUAGCUUUUAUGUCUCUACCCUUUUCGCUAUCGUGGAUAAUCACAGUGUUUGCCAAGUCAGUGGAAACGAUGUUUAUGACUGCUUUUUUCGGGGGCUUCUGCUGCUCCAUCAUCUCCAUGGUGACUCAAGUCUACAUCAGUGAAAUUUCUUCACCUGAUAUCCGGGGAUUUUUGAGUGCCAUUCAGAAAAUAGCCGGUCACUUGGGAUUCCUGAUAUCAUUCUCCCUGGGCGCAUAUCUCGACUGGCGACAACUUGCUAUGCUGGUGUCAGUGGCUCCAAUUAUGCUUUUUCUAACUGUGAUUUAUGUACCAGAAACUCCGAGUUAUUUAGUGUUGAAGGGACGUGAUGAGGACGCCUAUCGAUCUCUUCUGUGGCUUCGAGGUCCAAAUAGAAAUGUAGAAUUGGAAUUGGAAACUAUCAGGUCAAAUAUACGGGCAGUGAAGACAAAUAUUGCAAUCCUGCCAAAGGUAAACACCACAAAUCUACUGUCGAGUGCAUCUAUAAGAAUCAUCUUGGCCAAUAUUAAAUCAGCUCUGAAGAAUGCACGUCUCAUAAAACCUGUCUCAAUAACCUGCGGCCUUAUGAUUUUUCAACGAUUUACAGGUGCCAACUCAUUCGGUUUCUAUGCAGUGAGAAUCUUCAGGAAGACAUUCGCCGGAAUGAAUCCUCAUGGAGGCGCAGUGUCAGUGGGGUUUGUCCAGUUGCUGGCGUCGAUGUUGUCCGGCUUAUUAAUUGACAGGGUGGGCAGAAUUCCACUAUUAAUUACGAGCAGUGUCUUCAUGUCACUUGCACUCGCCAGCUUUGGAUCCUACGUGUAUUAUGAAGAAACGAAUAAAUUAAUUGCUACGAAUAAUUUUGAAGUCGACACUGCAUACAACAACGAUUGGAUCCCUCUCCUAUGUGUUCUAGUUUUCACAAUUGCAUUUCAACUUGGAAUCUCACCAAUAUCUUCUCUUCUCGUUGGUGAACUAUUUCCAUUGGAAUUUCGUGGUAUCGGAAGCUCAAUUGCCACGAGUUUUGGUUACUUCUGUGCUUUCCUUGGAGUUAAAACCUUUGUAGAUUUCCAGGAAAUCUUUGGUCUUCAUGGUGCAUUUUGGCUGUACGCUUGCAUUUCCUGUAUCGGCCUUUGCUUCAUCGUAACGUUCGUUCCGGAGACUAAGGGAAAGGACCUCGAUGAGAUGAACCCCAAAUUGGUUCAAACGUUGACUAUAAAUCGAUGAGAUAUGGGUACCCACGUAGAAUAUUUAGUAUAGCGCGUAGUAUUGCGAUUUAGGCAUUAUCGUGAGAAAAGAAAAUUCUGACAAGCUUUGCUAAUAUUUCUAAAUUUAGAAUCAAAAAUAUAGCUUUCAAGUAUAGAUCUUAAGGAAAUAUUGUCUUCUUUCCAUUGCUCAGUCUUUACAAUUUUGACAUCGAGAGAUUAGAAUGAUUGCAGUUUUUUUUUAGUUUUAUCUCAGCUUCAGAAAAUCUUCUCUUAAUAUUUGGAUUUUGUAAUUUCGAAAAUUGAUUUUUCGAAAAUUGAAAUUACAAAAAACCAAUGCUGUGGAUAAAAAACUCUUAGGUCUAAAAAAAAUCUCUUUUCUUGCAACGAUUCUAAAAAGUGUUCUUUCUCUUCUAUUUUUUUUUAAAUGUAGUAAAAGCAGUUGUAGAAAUCACUAGAAGCUUCUAACUAAAAAAAAGAAAAAACAAAUCGUACGGUGAAAAUAUUAGGCAUCUAAAAGAAACUCAAAAUAGACUUUUUUAGAGUGAAACACGCUUAUGUCAAGUUCAAUUAUUUUAUAAAUAAAACAUUAAAUAAUGAGAAUAAAAAAAAUUGAAAAAAUGGAAAUCAAUAUUGUGAGAAAGGAGUAGCUAAAGCAAAUCCGAAAGAAUUUGUACAAUUUUUAGAAAUCAGUUUUGCCAAGUGAUUAAUCGUCAUAUAAAACAUGCAUUAUAAGAAAGUGUUGUAAUAUGCAGAUGAAAAAAAAGUAUUGAAAAAAAAAAUGAAAAUAUUGAAACUAAUAGCUUUAGAUGUUGAGGAAACUUGAGGUAGAGAAUGUAUUUAUAACAGAACCAUGUGGAGCAUAUUUCAAGAAAAUAUAUUAGAAAAAUAAAUGAGAUAAAGCACAUUCAUUUUUAAAUGAACAAAAAAUUAAAAAAAAAACUUACAUUAUGAAAAUAUAAAGGGACAAUAUUCAAUAAAAUAAAGAAAAAAAAUCUAUUUGCUGUUGAAAUUUAUGACAAUAAUAACUUUAAAAACGAAUAAACGAUUAUUAUACGUAGAAUAAAAGAUCGAAAAUGUGAAGAUAAAAAAAAAUGGAAAUAUAUUUAUAAGACAAAUUGUCAUGAAUUAAUGAAGAUGUGACUAUUUUUACAAAAAAAGAAAAGCAGAAAAAUAAUUUUUAAAUCCUUCUAACGUCAGUGAUCCUGGAAAGUUACAAUAAUAUUUUUGUUGGAAUAUUAGAGUAACUAUAUUUUCAAAGUUUUAUUCUUCUAUCUCUAAUAAAAGUGCCAAAUUAUUUAAUCCUUUAUAAACCUCUUCAAAUUAUUAAAACAUAAAAAAGUAUUUGUUGAAUAGUAGAUCAAAGAAAAAGAUAACUAAUUAAAAGAAGUAUCCUCAUUGCAAUGCAAUGUUUUUGACCACAAAAUCAUACAAAAUGAGAGAAAUUAGCAAAAGAAAUAUACCCUUAAAAAUCAUACUGUUUAAUAUUAUAGAAAAAAAAUCUAAAAAUAAAUAAAAGAAAAUCAACAAGUCGCAUAAUCGAAAGGUCCGAUAUUAAUUGGAUAAUUUAUGACUCAUUAAUCUUAUAUCAAUGUUAAAUGACUUAAACAGAGAGAAUUUUUAAAACAGUUUUUUUUUAAGUAGAAAUCAAAUAAACUUAUCUGUAGUGAAAUUUUCUAAAUACAACUUCAAUUGAAAGUAUUUAGAAAAUUAUAAUUACAGGUUAAUUGCUGAGUGAAUUACAAAAUAAGUAGAAAAGAAUGUUAGGCCGCGCAGGCGCAGCACUAUAUACUUUAUAAACGAUCUGUUACUUAUAAAAAAUAUACCGAAAAUCAAUAUGAAGGAUCUUGAAAAACAAAUUAGAAAAAUACAAAAUAAAAAAAAAGAACUAUUGAAUGAGACAAUAAUUUUAGAUCUUUAAUUAGAAGUAAAUGAAGAAUUAAAAAGAAAUUUUUGCAGCUCUUUUCACUGAGAUUGAGAUAAGAGGAAUACCAAUUACUUAAAAUGUAUAUAACAUUAUAAAAAAAAGAGUGAAAAUGUACUUAAAAACAGUAAAAAAAAUGAGAAUAUCAACUUGAUGAACUAUAAAACACAUCAUAAUACGAAUUUUUAAGUAUUUUACGAUUAUACUUGACAUGUUUUUUCAAUUUAGACGGAAAAUCGAAUUCCAAACGUUGUUCUAUACUAAUGUUUAUCAGAAAAAAAAACAGUAAUCAUUUUUUCUAGAACGGAAUUUCCGUAUAUAUUAUAUCCUGUAUUUAUCAACUCCUAUUUACCAAUUAUUUUAUUUUUCUAAUUAAUUGUCAAAUAUAAAAAAAAGAAAA
Phlebotomus papatasi is the source of this 4469-nucleotide messenger RNA. Its product is annotated as facilitated trehalose transporter Tret1-like. The transcript has 10 exons. Gene Ontology annotation, biological process: transmembrane transport. The coding region runs from base 593 to 2167 and encodes 524 amino acids. The record is from RefSeq and is a predicted model, not a curated record. Gene Ontology annotation, molecular function: transmembrane transporter activity. Gene Ontology annotation, cellular component: membrane. NCBI's taxonomy places the organism in Eukaryota, Metazoa, Arthropoda, Insecta, Diptera, Psychodidae.